Molecule: messenger RNA, 675 nt
Organism: Arachis ipaensis
Lineage: Eukaryota; Viridiplantae; Streptophyta; Magnoliopsida; Fabales; Fabaceae
Source: RefSeq, a predicted model, not a curated record
UUCCUUCAAAGUAUAUGAUUAUUAUCAAUGCUUCUUACACACAGGCAAUCAAGGCAAUUGAUUAAGUUAAUUAAUAAUGUGUUUGUGGUUCAAACUCGAGCUUUUAUGUUUCUUUUCAUGCAUAAGACUUCCAGUGCUAAUGCAUUACGAAACUUUUUGUCUGAAAUUUUAUUUUUGGGGGAUCAUUUGCUGUGCUUUAUAAUCUUGGACCAUAUUUUGAUUAGUCUCAAACUUUUACAAAGAAUCAAUACAACAUCUGCUUCAUGUUGGUGCAUUUCCAGAACUCUUGAAUUGGGGAACGGUAGGGGGACCUCUCUGGUCUUUUAUGCUUUUAAGAUUAAGAAGCUCCCUACUCACUUACAUAUUGCACCAUAUAAUGACUUGAGGAACCUAGGGAAGAUGUUGAAAUUUGAAAAUAAGGUAAAUACACAUCUUACAUCACGCCCAAUUUUACUUACUCGGCAUGGAGAAAGUGAGGAUAAUGUGAGAGGAAGAAUUGGAGGAGAUGCUGCAUUAAGGUAUAUUCUCAUAAUCUCAUAUUUGGCCUCUGAUUCUGUUGAGAAGCCAAUUGAUAAACUGAUUGGUGGCCUUCUAAUCGAUGGAUUCGAUGAAAGAUCUUGUCUCAGCAGGUAUCAAUUAGCCAGUUAUCACUAAUCUUUGCUGAAACUAAGUAUU